Amoebophrya sp. A120 is the source of this 2454-nucleotide messenger RNA. Lineage: Eukaryota; Dinophyceae; Syndiniales; Amoebophryaceae. The record is from the annotation of a GenBank genome assembly.
ACCGCCAUGUCAACCACCACCACGACCCAAAAUUUCGCUCAGAACGACAACUACAAGCCGAUCGCCUCGUUUUGGAACCACCAGCUGAGGAAGCAGAUCAACAAAAAGAUCCAAUAUCCCUUCGAGCUCGACGAUUUCCAGAAACGGGCCAUUUACCGGGUCGAGCUGAAUCAGAACGUCUUCGUGGCAGCGCACACUUCCGCCGGAAAAACGGUGGUCGCCGAGUAUGCGAUUGCGAACGCGCUGUUCGACCGGAAGAUUGCGAUCUACACGAGCCCAAUCAAGGCUCUGUCGAACCAGAAAUUCCGGGAAUUCAAGGAGAAGUUCCCGGGGCGAAAAAUCGGAAUUGUCACCGGGGACGUGUCUCUGAACCCAGACGCGGACGUGUUGAUAGUGACGACGGAAAUUUUGCGAUCGGUCUUGUACAAGCACGCGGAAUUGCGGGCUGCCGCUGUUCUUGCUGCGGACAAGCAGAAUGGGAUCAACACGACUGCGACUGGUCGUGAAGACACGACAACCGGUAACAACAUCAAUCUCGACGAUGAGAAGCUUCAUCUCCACCUAUCAAAAGGCCAACAACAACAUCAGCAAUACAACCAGUCAAAGAGACAGAUGCGUGAGAUCGGGACGGUAAUUUUCGAUGAGAUCCACUAUCUCAAUGACUACGAGAGGGGGGUGGUGUGGGAGGAGGUGAUCAUUUUACUUCCGAAGCAAAUUCCCUUAGUCUUCCUCUCCGCCACCGUGUCCAACGUGGAGCAAUUUGGGGACUGGGUGGGCCGGCUGAAGAAGAAGAAACUGUACUACGUGUCGACGAACUUCCGACCGACUCCGCUGGAACAUAAGCUGUUCCACAAAGGGGAGAGCUACGAUUUGCUUCUACCGUUAAACAACAGUAACAAUGCUGGUGACACAACCCCGACGCCUGUCAAUGCGCAGCAGAAUCAGCAGCAAGUGAUGGAGAAUUCCAUGGCGAAUGUGUGGAAAACGAUCUUGAUAGCGGAAAAAGAGAAGCAAAAGGCAAAGAUUUUGCGGUCCACAGUGAAAACACUGACGUUGGAAUUUGACAGACGACCUUUCGGUAUGACGCCCGUGUCGACGGCUGUGACUGCGGCAAAGGAGAAUGAGAAGAAAGGCGCGGGGAAAAAGCAGGGACAAGCUGCAAAAGCGAAGGCAGCGCCUGGGGCCAAGGCGAAAAAGGACAGCACAAGUACAGGAACUAGCGCAGAAACAAGCAAAAAGCCGGCCGAAGGCGACAACAAGGACGAUGAUAGUAUCAUCGGCUACACAGUAGAGAAAGUAAACCAAUCAGAUUUCACGAAGCCAGCGGCCAAGCUGGGGGUCAAGCCAGGGUGGGUGAUUGAAGAAAUCGAAGGUGAGAAGGUUAGCGAAAAACCGCUGGCGGACAUUCAGCAAAUCCUGAAAUCCGCCGAGCUGCCGAUAAGUGUCACGUUUCAGAUCGAAAAAAAUGUGAAGUCUUCUUCGUCCGGUGCAGGCGGAACCUCUACUUCGUCCAACACCAACAACCAGAAAAACACGAAGAACCCGUAUCAGAAGCAGGAAAACGAGAGCCAGCAGCUGCAGAUCCUGUUGACGAAAUUGAAACAGGAGGACAAGCUUCCCGCGACGGUGUUCGUUUUUUCCAGGAAGAAGUGCGUGGAUUUCGCGACGAGGCUAUCCAGGAAAAAACACCCAUCCCCAUCCAAUUUGUGAUGCAAAACAUGCACAAAAUCCACCAUCUGUCAUGCAAAAAAUGGAUGGGGAUGGGUGUUUUUUCCUGGAUAGAGGCUGCCGAACACGCUAGAUUUCUGCCCUUCCGGCGCGGAAAAGCGGAAGAUCCGGCAGCUGUUGGAUCAAGCGUUCCAGCAGGUGCAAGUGCAGGUGCAAUUGGCCAAUUCCAACUUGGAAAUCAUGGCCAACGCGGGUGGAGGAGUCGGCGGUAGUCCGUACUAUGGCAACGACGGAGGAGCAGCAGCCGGAGCCGGACAUCUUCACACAACGACCACUACACCCGCGGCCGUGCACAUCUUCGACGAGAUGCCGCACAUCCAGCUGAUGCAGUCGCUGGCCCUGCGGGGGAUCGGGUUUCACCACAGUGGGUUGCUGCCGAUUACGAAGGAGAUCACGGAAAUUUUGUUUUCCCAGGGCCUGCUGAAGGUUCUGUUUGCCACCGAAACUUUCGCUAUGGGUGUGAACAUGCCCGCACGGUCCGUGAUUUUUACGCAAAUUGAAAAGCAUGACGGACAGGAAUUCCGCUAUUUGAAACCCUCGGAGUACACGCAGAUGGCGGGGCGGGCAGGCCGGCGCGGGCUGGAUGACCGGGGGCACGUGUACGUGCUCGCAGCAAACGACUUGCCGGACAAAAGGGAAUUGUCUUUGAUGAUGCUUUCGAAGGUAAAUCCGUUGAAAAGUCAGUUCCGCGUCACCUACAAAAUGCUGCUCAGCUGCAUGAGCGCG